Molecule: messenger RNA, 1190 nt
Organism: Rhagoletis pomonella (apple maggot)
Lineage: Eukaryota; Metazoa; Arthropoda; Insecta; Diptera; Tephritidae
Exons: 2
Coding region: 175-792 (205 amino acids)
Biological process (GO): N-glycan processing
Cellular component (GO): glucosidase II complex
Source: RefSeq, a predicted model, not a curated record
UGCCACGGCAGCACUGUCCAACUCAACAAAAAGCCGUGUCAAGUAAACAAAAAUAAUUUUGACACAUUUGCAUCUUUUAUUAGGAUAAUUAAUUAGAAUACUGUUGGCCUCUGGAAUAGCAGAGGCAAACAAAUACCUACCGUAAUCAAAAACCAGCUUGCAAAAAACAUCACAAUGCGAAAGACUUGGGUCAAACGAGAAAACAUCUACUAUAAACCAUUCUAUAAGCAAAAGACGAAGAUGCUGUUAUUGGGAGUAUUUCUAUUAGGUAUAGUGUUUAUUAUUUAUCAGGCUUUUUCAAUAAAUCAGCUACCAAGUGCAAGUACACCUUGGAGUUUGGAGGGUACAAUGAACGGAAUUCGUCAGAAACAUAGAGAAAUGAUACAAUCGCUCGGCCGUAAACAGACUGAUGGAUACGAUGAUGGAGGUGGCGGGCAAGGCACUAAUACAGCGGAUGAUUCCAUUAAAAUUAUACGUGGAAUACGACUAUUUGAUUACGAUUCGUACAAGCCAAACUUCGAUGGAAAGUUUCGAUGUUUGGAUGGUAGAGCUGAAGUACCGUUCGACCAUGUUAAUGACGACUACUGCGAUUGCAUUUAUGACGGAAGUGAUGAACCCAGUACGAAUGCAUGCCAAAAUGGUCGCUUUUACUGUAAAUACCAAAAACGACACAUCACUGGGCGCGGCGUGGACUUAUUCGUACCCAGCAGCCGUGUAAAUGACGGAAUCUGUGACUGCUGUGAUGGUAGUGACGAGUGGCUCACCAUUAGCUGUAUAAAUAGAUGUACAUAAUAAGGAACUCGUAUUAAGCUUUAAGCUCUUGGAGUUAGGUUAUUUAGGUAUUCGAUAAAGAGCGUAAAAACUCGAAAUAAAAUAUAGGUCUAUAGAUUUUCCAUAUGCGAAGCAAGUUAGAAUAAUUAGUAUAGAAUUAUAAAAAAUACAGAUCUGUACAAAAAUACAUACUAGAUUUUAAUUGCAAUUCUUUAGAGAUGCUGUGCAUCGUAAAAUCGCUAUGUUUGCAUUUGAUAAUUAGAUUGCAUACCAAAAUUGGGCAAUGAUUUGAUAUUGCAUCCAAAAUCUCACAUUAUUUGGAGCUAAACUUCGAUAAAAUAACUAAAUUUUCUUUUUCUAACAAAUUGCUUAAUAAUUAAAAACUGCUUUAUGCAACCAAAAUUUCAGCGAUGAUACCA